AUGCACCACCUCUUCCCUCGUAGCAAUUUCUUCGACUUCGAAACUAUUCGCAUCCUGGGCACUGCUGUCUACGGCGGUGCAGAUGUGGCUGAGGUUCUCGAAGUGGUCGGGCAGAUCAAGUCUGAAGAUCCCCUGUCAUGGGAAGCGGCGUGGCACACUCAAGCGGAACGGGCCGAAGCGCUGGCCGAAGAAGCGAGGCUUCACGGCCAUCGCGACGCGGCAAGACUGAACUAUCUCAAAGCGGCUAACUACACGCGCGCCAGCGGGUAUAUGUACUUGUCUUCUCCUUCGUCUUCACCUGGGGACUCAGCUUCGGGGUUACUUGUGCAAGAUCCUCGAGCACUGCCCAUCUUAGAGAAGGUGGGAGAGCUCUUCCGCAAUGCCCUGCCUCUUCUGGACGGCAAGGUCCACACUCUUUCAAUCCCUUACGAGGAGUACACGCUGCCGGGGUACCUAUAUCUUCCGCCACCUGGGAGAAGAAUGCAGGGGAGGUCCAAGAUUCCAAUACUCCUAGUAUGUGGUGGUGCCGAUUCUUGCCAAGAAGAGCUCUACUUCAUGAGUCCUGCUGCUGGCCCGGGCCUUGGAUAUGCGGUUGUUACUUUCGACGGGCCUGGCCAGGGUCUUAUGCUCCGAAAACUCUCUCUCCAGAUGCGCCGGGACUGGGAGAUUGUCACGGGAUGUGUGCUUGAUCACCUAGCUCUCUUCAGCGCUCAGCAUCCCGAGCUGGAGUUGGAUAUAGAUUCCAUUUCUGUUUCCGGCGCAUCGAUGGGAGCCUAUUACGCUCUUCGCGCAGCCUCUGAUUCUAGAGUCAAGGCUUGCGUUGCGAUCGAUCCCUUCUACGACAUGUGGGACUUUGGUACUGCCCAUGUCUCACCACUCUUCAUCAAAGCUUGGACGGGGGGCUGGAUCAGCUCAGGCUUAAUAGACAAGAUUAUGGGACUGCUAUCAAAGCUCUCUUUCCAGCUCAGGUGGGAGAUAUCAGUGACAGGGACCUUUUUUGGUCUGACUUCUCCAUCGGAAAUCCUCCUGCACAUGAAACGAUACACCUUUCACAACGAUGGUGGGCAAGGAAAGGCGGGAACAAGCUUUCUCUCUCGUAUCACAUGCCCCGUGUUGAUCUCUGGUGCCGGUAAUUCUCUUUAUUUAGAUGCUAAUCAUACGAAGCGGUGCUUUAUGGACUUGGUGAAUGUACCUGAGAAAAGCAAGGAGUAUUGGGUGCCGGCUAGCGAGGGUCAGGGAAGUCUACAGGCAAAAAUGGGGGCGUUGGCACUUUGUAACCAGCGAACUUUUCAGUUCCUGGACAAAGCAUUUGUAGUCCUUAGAGAGCCACUAUAA
Venustampulla echinocandica is the source of this 1335-nucleotide messenger RNA. Its product is annotated as putative alpha beta hydrolase. Lineage: Eukaryota; Fungi; Ascomycota; Leotiomycetes; Helotiales; Pleuroascaceae. The transcript has a single exon. The record is from RefSeq and is a predicted model, not a curated record. Bases 1 to 1335 code for a protein of 444 amino acids.